GUUGAGCAUCAGAAACUCACAGUGUACGACGGUCUCAUCAGCGGCCACCCUUGCCAGCCUUUCUCCAAGCAAGGCAACGAGCUCUUGUUUUCGGACGAGCGCACGAACGUGCUGAAGGGGAUCACCCAGUGCAUCUCGCACCAGGCGAACCACCCGUGCUCCAUUUUCAAGUUCUUCAUUUUGGAGAACGUGCUGGGCUUCGCACAGAAGCGCAAGACCUCCGACGCCGACUCCUUCCCGACGUCUUGCCUAGAUGAGGUGAUGGAGCUUCUGAAGAACGAGCUGGGUCCGUCGUGGGAUGUGUGGUUCUGGAAGGUGGACGCUAGCCGACACUCGCUUCCUCAGCAGCGUGAGCGGAUCUACUUAGUCGGACGCUUGGCCAUGCGAUUCAAGCGCCACCACCCUGAGUUCAAUCCAGAGACUAUCAUGAUAAAAAGGAUCUCGUUGAGGCAGAUUCUGGACCCUACGCUCCCGAGCCAGACCCACAAGCUCACCGAGAUCAUGACAAAGAAUCUCGAGAACUACAAGCUAGCAGCUACGAGGAGCCUUUCGCUGCCGACUAUGCCUACAGAGUUCGGAGACGUGGUCCUCGUGCGUGAUCUUUCCCGCGGCUUCGACAAGGUUCGCAGGCCCUCGUGGGAGCUUGACGUGACACCCACCAUCAUGACGCACAAUGAACUGUGGGUGUGGGGGCUCAGUCCCACUCUGCCGAGGUACGACAGGAAGAUCACCUCCUACGAGAGAGCGAUGCUCCAUGGAUUCGCUCAAGACAUCGUUGACCGCUUCGACUCGUUCAAAGCCGCCAACCGCGCGAUCGGCAACGCCACGGCGGUUCCGGACAUCGGCCUGGUGGUGGCGUGCUUGCUGGCAGAUCUCAUUGCCUGGAG
Messenger RNA from Prorocentrum cordatum, 887 nucleotides. NCBI's taxonomy places the organism in Eukaryota, Dinophyceae, Prorocentrales, Prorocentraceae. The record is from the annotation of a GenBank genome assembly.